UUAAAAAUAUUGUUCAGUGAGCUGCACUGCUAAUAGGUUCAAUUUUACAAAAUUGAUUUUAGUAGUAAUUUCAUUUCGUAACUUUUAAUCGCACAAAAGUGGCACUAUCGUAUUAUCUUACGAAUGAAUGAAAUAAUUUUGAACUUGUAAUUAUUAUGUGUUGAUAAUGUAUUUUGUAUGGUUACUAUGGUUUGUUCACAAGCAGCAAGAACAACAAAAAAAUAUGUUCAUAUUUUCCAGAGUCGUAUAUGAGUUUUCAGAGAAAGAGAAAUAGAGAAGGGAGGAAAAAAGUGAUGCGAGCCACCAAUGUUUUGGUUCCUGUCGGUGACGUAAGACACAAAAACAUGGUUGCCUUGUUUUGUAGCUGUGAAGCGUGCUACGUGCUACGCGUGGAGAUGCUGCUCCGAGGCUGAACGAGCGGAAGAGGCUCCCCCGUUAGCAGUUGAUGUCUCAGGCCGGGGAAAGGUGUGCCGAGUCCGGCCGCCGGCUGCGCUCCAUCUGCCGGCGGCUGUACGACGAGAACGAGGACCUGUCCGACGUGGAGGAGAUGGUCAACAUCCGGGGAUUCAGCGUGGAGGACAAGCUGGCCAGCGACAAGUACGCCGCCAACUUUGUGCGCACCAUGGACACCAAAGACUUCACGUAUGAAUACGUGCAACGGAAUGCGCUCAAGGCGCCGCUUAUUUUCAAAGAGAAGGAAGGACUCGGGAUCAUAAUGCCCGAUCCGGAAUUCACGGUGUCGGAAAUCAAAGGCUUGGUCGGCAGCCGUCGCUCGGUGGACGUGAUGGACGUGAGCACUCAGAAAGGCUCGGAAAUGAGCAUGGCCCAGUUCGUGCGCUACUACGAGACGCCGGAGGAAGAGCGCGACAAGCUCUUCAACGUCAUCAGCUUGGAGUUCAGCCACACCAAGCUGGAGAACCUCAUCAAGAGGCCCACUGUGAUUGAUCAGGUGGACUGGGUGGACAACAUGUGGCCUUCGUAUCUCAAGCAGAGCCAAACCGAAGGCACCAACGUGAUCUCGGAGAUGAAGUAUCCCAAAGUGCAAAGGUAUUGUUUAAUGAGCGUGAAGGGCUGCUACACGGACUUCCACAUAGAUUUCGGGGGAACCUCCGUCUGGUAUCAUGUCUUCAAAGGGCAAAAAGUGUUCUGGCUGGUCCCCCCGACGCUGCACAACCUGACCCUGUACGAGGACUGGGUGCUGUCGGGAAAGCAGAGCGACGUGUUCCUGGGAGAUCGCGCCGACGGAUGCCAGAGGGUGGUGCUCAAGCAGGGAUACACCUUCUUCAUCCCUUCCGGGUGGAUUCACGCCGUGUACACUCCGGAAGACACGCUGGUGUUCGGCGGCAACGUUCUGCACAGUUUUAACAUUCCCAUGCAGCUCACCAUCCACGAGAUCGAGAACCGUACCAAGGUUCACUCCAAGUUCCGCUUCCCCUUCUACUAUGAGAUGUGUUGGUACGUCCUGGAGAGAUACAUGCACUGCCUGACCAAUCGGUCCUACCUUUCUCAGGAGGUCCAUAAAGAGCCUUUACUCAUGGACUAUGAGACAAAAGCCCACGCGGGAAGCCCCUGCUCCGACUCCAGAAGUCAGGACACGACCGAGGACUGGUGCGAUUCGCAGUUCAGGGACGACCCGUAUGAAAAACCCCAGGCGGUUUCCGACCAGCAGUGCCCGAGAGCCGCGUUGUCCGCCCACUCCGAGGACAGCUGCUGGCCCGCCUCUGACCCCGUGGACUGCCGGUCCGAAUCGCCGGCCUCGGAAUCGCACAAGAAGUGGACCCACCUGACGGAGUUUGAAAUCGUCGGGCUGAAGAGGCUGGUGGAAAAGCUGGAGUCGCUCCCCGAAAAUAAGAAAUGUGUUCCAGAGCACUUGGAGAACCCGCUAGGUCUGCUGGAAGACAUGAAGGUCGUCUUAAAGGAACAUGCUGACGACGACCCAAAGUUAGCCGUCACUGGGUUUCCGGUUGUGUUCUGGCCAAAGAAAAGCACAAAGGCGCGCCCCCCACACAGACCCAAGCCCAAAAUGGCGGCCUCCCCGGCGUCGGCCCUCAAGGUCCCGGCAAGCCGCGGCGGCGGCGGCGCGGCGAGCGCCAGGCGGAGGCGGACCCGCUGCCGCAAGUGCGAGGCCUGCGUCCGGACCGAGUGCGGCGAGUGCCACUUCUGCAAGGACAUGAAGAAGUUCGGCGGGCCGGGACGGAUGAAGCAGUCGUGCAUCAUGCGGCAGUGCAUCGCACCCGUCCUGCCGCACACGGCGGUGUGCGCCGUAUGCGAACGAGCCGGCAAGGAGGACACGGUGGAGGACGACGACGAGAAGUUCAACCUGAUGCUGAUGGAGUGCUCCAUCUGCAACGAGAUUGUCCACCCGCACUGCUUGAAGGUGAAAGAUUCCAGCGGAGUCAUCAAUGACGAAUUGCCGAACUGCUGGGAAUGUCCCAAAUGUAACCACGCUGGCAAAACGGGAAAAGCUUCAAAGCAAAAAAGGGGUCCGGGAUUCAAGUACGCGUCGAACCUCCCGGGCUCGCUGCUGAAAGAAUCGCGUCCGGGCCGCGAGCCCAAAGAGGAGCCCGACGCCCCCUCGCCCUCCUCGGCCGCCGUCACCGCCAAGAGAAAAGGCGAACGGGAGGACGAGUUCCCGAAGAAGCGGCCGCCUCUGAUCUCCCUGGAUGGGUCGCCCCGGCCUCGGCCCGAGGAAAACCCCCUGAGGAAGAAGAGGAAACUCUUCGACACGCAAGACGAACCUGCUGAUGUGAAAAGGAAGUUCUCCAAACUGGACGAGCCUCUGACCGCGAAGCUGCUGCGGCACAUCAAGACGGAGAUGGACCUCGGCGAGUACGAGGACGACGGAGACGACAGAUUCUCUCUGCACAGGAUCCACUUUAAGGCCAAGUUGGACGGCAGAGAGGAAGACGACUACAAGGAGGACGAAAAAGACGACGACGGGACGGUGGACAAAUCCAAAUUGCUCCCGAGUCCUUUGAGGAAAAUGGGAGCGGCCGGAGAGAACGAGCAGACCGUCAAAAGCGCCUCGGGACCAGGGCCCAGCGGCGAGGAGGCCGAGGAGCGGACCGAGGAGGCAAAUUUGAAGGCUCACCAUCCGCACAGGCGCCUCCUCAAGACCCACGACAGCGUGAACCACCAGAAUUGCUUGAACAAUCAGCUUCAAAGUCACCUAAAAACGGAGGAAGGCGUCGCCAAAACGGAAGAGGCGACCAAUCAAAACAGAAAGACUUUCAAAUCUGAGGUACCGCCAUCCAAACAGAACCACAGGCCGGUCAAGGCGGAGCCCGAGAACGACGUGGCGGUGACCGACCCGAGGUGGCCUCUGAACAACGGCACCGGGGACCUCGGAGGCUGGAUGCGGCACAGGCGGGAGGCCAACGGGACGCCGCGCCGACACUCGCCGCUCAGCUGGAACCGGAAGGCUCCCGUGACGCCGCUGGCCCCCCGCCCGCUCCCUUGCCGUUCGCCGCCCAAGUGCGUCCAAAUGGAGCGCCACGUCAUCAGGCCGCCUCCCAUCAGCCCGCCGCCCGAUCGGCUUCCCCUGAACGACGGCCAGGAGCACGCCAUGCGGCGCGAGGCCUGGAUGUCCGUCUUCGGUCACCUGGCGUUCAGAGACCUCUGCGUGUGCAUGCGCGUGUGCAGGACGUGGAACCGAUGGUGCUGCGACAAGAGGCUGUGGAAGCACAUCAAUCUGAACCGCUGCAAGUCCAUCACGCCCCUCAUGCUGAGCGGGAUCAUCCGAAGGCAGCCGGUCGCUCUGGACCUGAGCUGGACCAACAUUUCCAAGAAGCAACUGAGCUGGCUCAUCAACAGACUGCCAGGUUUGCGGGUGUUGCUGUUGUCGGGCUGCUCGUGGGUGGCCGUCUCCGCCCUCUGCACCUCCUGCUGUCCGCUCCUGAGAACGCUGGACGUUCAGUGGGUGGAGGGGCUUAAAGAUGCCCAGAUGAGGGACCUGCUCUCCCCGACUACUGACAACAGGCCAGGCCAGCUGGACAACCGGAGCAAGCUGCGGAACGUGGAGGACCUGCGUCUGGCCGGCCUGGAUGUCACCGACACGACGCUGCGCCUCAUCAUCCGCCACAUGGCGGCGCUAUCCAAGCUGGACCUCAGCUACUGCAACCACGUCACCGACCAGUCCGUCAACAUCCUGACCGCGGCCGGGACCACCACGCGGGACUCGCUCACUGACGUUAACCUCUCAGUGUGCAACAGGGUGACGGACCAGUCGCUGACGUACUUCAAGCGCUGCGGCAGCAUCCGCCGCAUCGACCUGCGCUUCUGCAAGCAGGUGAGCCGGGAGGGCUGCCGGCGCUUCGUGGCCGAAAUGUCGGUCAGCGUUCAGUUCGAGCUGGUCGACGACAAGCUGCUGCAGAGGAUCCAAACCCGCGCCGCCUGCGAUUAGCCCGCUCGGCCGCACGGGGGCGCCGCGACCCCGAGAGGAAGACGUGUGUUGUCUUCUCUCGGCAACUACUGAGCCAGAAUGUACAAUUUGAAGAACAUUUACCGUACCUUGUCAAAAGUUUAGACGCAGCUUCCCAUUCAAUAGCACGAGGAAGCGUCUCUAAACUUCUGACUUGGCGCCUCCUGUUUUUAUUUAUUUCUUUUAUAUAUUUUUUUUUCAGUUUCAAGAGUGACUUAUUUUUGUAGCCGAAAGCGUUUCCUACAUUCAUGUACAGUAUUACACUACUGUUGUUGAUAAUCAAUACCCAGUGUUAGUUUUUUUUUUUUUUUUUUUCUAUUUAUUUAAGCACAUUUUGUAUGACUGUUAUGUGUCUAUAGCUGAUAUUAUUUUGCACCUAUUCCAUAAAUGCCGACGCUGUAAGAGUGUACGACGCGUAGAAACGGGCGAAUGUUGAUAAAUCGAUAUGGUGGGAAAGUUUUUCUUGGCAUCAGUUCGACGUGAACUACUGCGGCAAAUUAACCUUUCUACCUUAUUAUAAUUUAUUGACGUGCACUUGGAGUUAUGCAGGUCUGGAGGGGGGGGGGAGACAACUGCCGAAUUAUGAUUUUCUCAGAUAUUGGCGUUCAUGGUUUAACAGAUAUAAAAAGUCUGCUAUCCCUGAUUCAAAUGUUUUUUUUUAUUAUAAAGUAGUGAUCAAUCAAUUCACAACAUUUCACCAUCAGUGUGACCUAACUUGCACAAAUUAUUCAAUAUUAAAUUAUUAAUUAUUAAAUAGUGAAACAGUGGUUGCACAAGUGAGGACAUCUUUUCACCUGGUUUGGAAAAGCCUACUAGCGUGCUUCAACCUAAUUUGUGGUUCUGCCAGAACCCGGUUAAAUGAAUCUGAUUGGUCAAUCGUUCCGAACACAGCCGUAUCUUUGUUGUGGGUGUCCUCACUUACGCAACCAGCUUAUUUGAGUUACCGUUUCAAAAAGAUAAAAAAAAAAAAAAUGCAACCGAGUUGCACAGGUUAUGGGUCACAUUAAGGCAGAGGUGUCAAACUCUGGUUUCCCUCAGAGGGCCGUUAUGAUCAGUCAAAAUUUUCAAUCGCCUCUUGAUAUUUACACAUGCAAUUUAUGAAGUAGUUUUGGAAUCAGAAAUCAAGGGUUUUCCCAAGUAUUGCUCAUGUUUGGUAACACAAAUAUGCUUGCAAUAUGUCAAAAGUUGUCAAUUCUCACAAAAAUCCUGGAAGUUGACACGCACGAUUUGGGCCACGCGAAACCAUAUGCUGGGCUGGAUCUGGCCCCCGGGCCUUGAGUUUGACACCUGUUCAUUAAGGAGAGAAAAAAAAACGGUUUUUUUUUUUUUUU
Messenger RNA from Syngnathoides biaculeatus (alligator pipefish), 5751 nucleotides. RefSeq names its product lysine-specific demethylase 2B-like. Gene Ontology annotation, biological process: regulation of transcription by RNA polymerase II; protein demethylation. Gene Ontology annotation, molecular function: protein binding; histone demethylase activity; zinc ion binding. The record is from RefSeq and is a predicted model, not a curated record. The transcript has 22 exons. Bases 446 to 4402 code for a protein of 1318 amino acids. NCBI's taxonomy places the organism in Eukaryota, Metazoa, Chordata, Actinopteri, Syngnathiformes, Syngnathidae.